Hibiscus syriacus is the source of this 3555-nucleotide messenger RNA. RefSeq lists its product as uncharacterized. Bases 1 to 3555 code for a protein of 1184 amino acids. The transcript is spliced from 9 exons. The record is from RefSeq and is a predicted model, not a curated record. Gene Ontology annotation, molecular function: nucleic acid binding; aspartic-type endopeptidase activity. NCBI's taxonomy places the organism in Eukaryota, Viridiplantae, Streptophyta, Magnoliopsida, Malvales, Malvaceae. Gene Ontology annotation, biological process: DNA integration; proteolysis.
AUGGUUGGAGGAGAGGAACGAGGAGAUGAACGGGGAAGAGAGGAAGAAAUUGGGGAAACAAUUGGGGGAAACAGCGAUCUAGGGUUAGGGAUUGAGGCUCGAGAGGGAAUUGAAAAAGGGAAUUUAGGGAUUGGAAGAGGAGAAAAAGAAUUGAAGCGUUUACCUGAUGAAGAGAAGUUACCUGAUAAGGGUGCUGGCAGAAGUGGGUCGGCCCAAAACAAAUUGGUAUCGAGAGCCUCGGUUUCUGGCAAGUUGGUGGUAUGCCCAAGAAAAAUCAGAAUAUGGCAGAAGAUUAGCUGGUUGCAGAAGCAGAUGGAAGAACUGACAGCACUGGAGACUCAGGAAGAGAGGAUUUCUACACUGGAGUCUAGAUUGGCUACAAAUCAUGGAUAUGUGGAGGAAAUCUUGAAUAUUUUGACUGGCAGAAAAGAGGACCAAAAUCAGUUUGAGGAUCAGGUACAUACCCUUGAUUCAUCAAAUAUGAGUAACAAACAACCUGUUAAGGUGACAGUAAUCAAUGAUAAGACUCGGUUUACUUAUAAACCGGAUGAGCCUGGUAUUCUUAAGUCUAAACCAAAUGUCUUGCCUGCUCAUAUAGCUAGCUGCAAAAAUGAUAACCAAACGGGGGAGAACAGUGCUGCUAGAACUCAGUUAGUGGCUUUAGAAGUGGAUAAAAGAGGUACAGGAGGGUCUUCUAGUAUGUCAGGGAUUAUGUUGCAUAGACCAAAAAUUGAGCUACCAUUUUUUGAUGGAAGUAAUCCCAGAGGUUGGUUACAAAAAUGUCAAAAAUAUUUUUCAUUUUGUAGUAUUGCUGAUGAACAGAAGGUGGAAGUAGCUACAAUGUACCUGACAGGUAAAGCAGAGAUUUGGUUUGAUGGGUAUAUUAUGCAAAAACAUCAUGUGACUUGGCAUGAGUUUGAGGCUGAUUUAUGUCAUAGGUUUUGUGAUAAAGCCUUUGUUGAUAUAGUGGAGGAAUUUACAAAACUGGUCCAGAAAGGGUCUGUAGAAGAAUAUCAGGAUAGAUUUGAAGAACUACAACCUCACAUGCUUCUGCAGAAUCCUACUUUAGGUGAAGAAUUUUUUGUCUCUUUGUUUAUUAGUGGACUAAGGGAUGACAUUAAACAUAGAGUUAAAGCUCUAGACCCUAAAACAUUGUCUGAGGCAAGCAGGCAAGCUAAAUUAUAUGAGCUCUCUGUGGAAUUUGAGAGCCAUCAGUGUAAAGCAAAACAGUUGAAUAUGAUGAUUGAAGAUGAAAGUGUCUUACCUUCAGAAAUUUUAUCUAAUGAUCCAGAACAGCAGAAUUUACAGGAGGAAGAGAAUCUAGAAAUAUCUAUGAAUGCCAUUACUGGAUGUAUUGGUCAUAAUACAUUGAGGAUUCAGGGAACAAUUCAGGGAAGACCAUUGAAUAUACUAAUUGAUAGUGGGAGUACCCAUAGUUUUUUAACACCUCAAUGGGCUGAGGCUGGCAUACAGAUAAAUACUCUUCAUCCUCUAGCUAUUACAGUAGCUAAUGGGCAGCAACUCUACAGUUCAGCAAGGUUUGGAAUGGAGGAUGCAAGGCACUCUUUUAUACAUGAUUUCAGACUACUUCAAUUGGGGGGUAGUGAUAUGGUGUUAGGGGUGGAUUGGAUGAGAUUGUUUAGUCCAAUAUUGAUGGACUUUAAUAAAAUGACAAUGAGAUUUGUGCAUAAGGGGAAGCAAAUCACUAUACAAGGUCAACAACAGUCAAAUUUCUUACAGCAGAUUUCAGGAGCUACCCUAUUGAAGAUGACAGUUUCUGAUUCUCCUCUUUUGGGACAUGUAGUGUUAUUCAAUAUGUGUGAAGAUUCCAAGACUACUCCUACAGCUAUCCAGUCUCUUCUGGACCAAUAUCAAGCUAUUUUUGCUGAACCUACAGGACUGACUCCUACAAGAAAUCAUGACCAUGCAAUUCCUCUUAAACCUGAAGCUACCCCAAUCAACUUAAGACCCUACAGAUUUCCCUAUAUUCAAAAACCUGAGAUAGAGAAGCAGAUUGCUAAUAUGCUUUUCUCCUCUGUGAUUCAACCAAGCAAAAGUCCUUUUGCUUCUCCAUAUCUUUUAAUUAAGAAAAAGGAUGGUACCUGGAGGUUUUGUGUUGAUUACAGGAAACUAAACAGUAUGACAGUGAAGGACAAAUUUCCUAUUCCUGUUAUGGAAGAUCUACUGGAUGAAUUAUGUGGAGCAGUUUAUUUUUCUAAAAUCGACUUAAGGUCUGGUUAUUGGCAGAUCAGAAUUAAGCCUGCGGAUAUCUAUAAGACAGCUUUCAGAACUCAUCAAGGCCAUUAUGAGUUCAAGACUCAAGUUGAGUACUUGGGACAUAUUAUUUCAGCUUCUGGGGUUUCUACUGAUCCUACUAAAGUAGCAGCUAUGAAGAAUUGGCCUGUGCCAAAAUCUUUAAAAUCUUUGAGAGGUUUUUUUGGGAUUGACUGGUUAUUACAGAAGUAUGCUAUGUGUGUUGCCCCUGUGCUAGCAUUACCAGAUUUUUGGAAGAGUUUUUAUUUAGAAACAGAUGCCAGUUCAGGAGGAAUUGGGGUUGUCUUAUCUCAGGAUGAGCAGAAAUUAACUACUGCCAUCCAGAAGAAAGGGCUGACUAAAUUAUUGGGGCUCGACUAUUCUAUUCAGUAUAGGAAGGGUAAGUCAAAUGUGGUUGCUGAUGCCCUUUCUAGACAGUGGGAAGAUCAAGGUCAGUAUAUGGCUAUGGGUACUACCCUAAUCAUUCCUAGUUGGGUGCAAGAAGUGGAAGACAACUAUAAAGGGGAUAAAAUGGCAACUGACUGGUUAUCUAUAUUACCAGCUACUUAUCAAAGGAUUAAGGCUAAUUUUUAUUGGCCUAAGUUAAAGGCUAUGGUGGCAAAUUAUAUUAGAGGAUGUACAGUUUGUCAACAGACUAAAGUAGAACAUAUUCCUAAACCAGGGCUCCUACAACCAUUGCCUAUUCCUCAACAGGCUUGGGAGAUUAUUACUAUGGACUUCAUAGAAGGCUUGCCUACAUCCCAGAAGAAAAAUUGCAUUUUGGUGAUAGUUGAUAAAUUUACUAAGUACAGCCACUUCCUAGCCUUAUCACAUCCUUAUACAGCUACUGAUAUAGCCAGAUUGUAUUUGGAUACUGUUUAUAAACUUCAUGGCCAGCCUAAAAUGGCCAUUUCUGACAGAGACAAGACAUUUACCAGUCUCUUUUGGAGAGAACUGAUGAGGCAACUAGGCACUAAAACUCUAUUUAGUACUGCAUACCAUCCAGAGACUGAUGGUCAGACAGAAAGGGUGAAUCAGUGUGUGGAACAAUAUUUGAGGGGUUUAUGUUUUUUUCAGCCGAAGCAGUGGGCUAAAUGGCUGCCACAUGCAGAGUGGUGGUAUAAUACUACCUACCACACUGCCCUUAAACUUACACCAUUUGAGGCAUUGUAUGGCUACAAGCCUCCUACUAUGGUUUGGCAAGCAGAAACUAAUGUGCAGUCUGUUAGUGACUUAAUGAGAAGUAGAGAAGAUAUCAGACAGUUAGUGAAGCUACAACUUGAGCAUGAAGUAAUAGAAUGA